Linum trigynum is the source of this 3436-nucleotide messenger RNA. Lineage: Eukaryota; Viridiplantae; Streptophyta; Magnoliopsida; Malpighiales; Linaceae. The record is from the annotation of a GenBank genome assembly.
GAUAUAAAAUCCAGAAGUGCACCUGUCUGUAUCAAAUCCGCGUCGGCCAACUCCGAUCAACUUGGGAGGUGCACUUGUUCGCACAUCGAAAAAUUACAAAUAAAUACAACGCGAAACAGCCGAAUUCCAGAAAUUUAUUACCGAAACGGAAAAGAAAUAAUAAUUAAUAAAGCGAAUACCGUAAAUAAAAGGAGCAGGGAAAAACGAGUUGUCACCUCAGCUAUAUAUAAAACCGACUCCCGCCUCUUCUGCUUCUCUCGCCAGACGGAACACGAAAACCAUCAUCAUCGCCACCGCUACCGCCGCCAUCACCACCACAAACUAGUCAAUGGAUUCCCCUCGCCGUUCCUCCGCCAUUGUAGUAGGCGCCGGCAUCUCCGGUAUUUCCGCGGCGAAGGUUUUAGCCGAAAAUGGGAUUGAGGACUUGGUGAUUUUGGAAGCUACGGAUCGUAUCGGCGGAAGGAUCCGGAAAGAAAAUUUCGACGGCGUUUGCGUCGAGCUUGGAGCCGGCUGGAUUGCCGGCGUUGGCGGCAAAGAGGCUAACCCUGUUUGGGAGCUGGCUGCUAAUUUGGGGCUCCGCACUUGCUUUUCGGAUUACAGCAAUGCCCGUUAUAAUAUUUAUGAUCGAAGCGGGAAGAUAUUUCCCAGCGGUUUGGCCGCUGAUUCUUACAAGAAAGCCGUGGAAUCGGCUAUGGAGAAGCUGAGGAAACUACAAGCCAAUCAAGCUGGCGAAUUAAUCGAACCAACUUGGUGCACACCAAAGACGCCUAUUGAGCUCGCCAUUGACUUCAUCCUCCAUGAUUUUGAGAUGGCAGAGGUAGAACCGAUAUCAACAUUUGUCGAUUUUGGAGAGAGAGAAUUCCUAGUUGCAGACGAAAGAGGGUAUGACUAUUUGCUGUACAAAAUGGCCGAGGAGUUUCUUUUAACAUCAGAGGGUAAAAUCUUGGACACUCGCCUCAAACUCAACGAGGUUGUCAGGGAAAUACAGCACUCGAGAAACGGCGUUAUUGUUAAAACAGAGGAUGGUCGCAUCUACGAAGCCAAUUAUGUGAUUGUGUCAGCUAGUAUUGGUGUUCUCCAAAGCAAUCUCAUCUCGUUUUCGCCUCCCUUGCCCAGGUGGAAAACAGAGGCUAUAGAGAAGUGUGCUGUAAUGGUAUACACCAAGAUUUUCCUCAAGUUUCCUUACAAGUUCUGGCCAUGCGGCCCCGAGAAAGAAUUUUUUAUCUAUGCUCACGAGCGGAGGGGAUACUACACAUUUUGGCAGCAUAUGGAGAAUGCAUACCCAGGUUCCAAUACCCUGGUUGUAACCCUGACAAACGGCGAGUCCAAACGUGUGGAGGCGCAAUCAGAUGAAGAGACGAUGAAAGAAGCCAUGGGAGUACUCAGGGACAUGUUUGGGACCGACAUUCCAGAUGCCACAGAUAUACUAGUCCCUCGAUGGUAUACCAACAGAUUCCAACGUGGCUGCUAUAGUGAUUACCCUAUGAUUUCCAACAACCAUGAAGUCCAGAAGAUUAAGGCCCCGGUAGGACGAGUCUUCUUCACAGGUGAACAUACUAGUGAAAGGUUUAGUGGUUAUGUUCAUGGUGCAUACCUUGCAGGUAUUGAAACGAGUCGGUCAGUACUAGAAGAUAUCCGAUUAGUCAAAGAAAGGGAAACAGAGAACCAAACAUUCUUGUUAGAGCCUUUUCUUGCUUCCUUAACUCUCUCACAGACGGAAGCAGUCUCAAAUAUGCACAAAUGUGACAUCCCGGCACAACUUUGUAUCAGCAGCAAUCUCGGCUUGUCGGAAGCGAUAUUAUGACUAUAUGGACAGACCAAAACCUUGCAAGUUGAUAAUGAUGAUGAGACGGAAAACAGAAUGACCGAUCAAAUAGGUGGCCGGAAAGCUGCUUCAUCAGAUGCACAUGCAGCUGAGGCACUGCAAACUAUCACGAGUCAGAUGGAGAAGCCACCAGUGUUGGGAUGCUUCCAAAACUCUUCACAAACUUGAUGCCUGCCAGAUAACAAAGUGAGCGGUCGCUUAUAAUGCUUGCUUGGGAUGUAUUUGCCUCUGCUAAAUUGUCAAUCCGACGAAGUUGGUUAUUGAUCUUGGGGCUUUGGGAAGCUGUUUUGAGGAUGUACUUCGACAUUUUGUUAUAAAAAUGCUAAAACGUUGAUAUAGCGCCCCUCAGAGGUAUUGCACAGCGAUCAUAUUUGUUCUCCGUUACUUGUUCAUUAUAAACAGAACCUGAUAUGUCUAAUAUUGAAGCGAUUUCUUAUUAGUCUGUAUCUAUGACAUCAAUGUUUUGUUUUGAGAGAUCAAACUGUGAGCAUUCUCCAAUGCGUAAGCCGAACAAGAUUAGGACUGUGAUUAGUAAUUCCAUUCAAGUAGGUCUAGUUUAGAAGUCUUGGCACAUUGAAAGUACAUGGAUAUUACCCGUGCAAGAUCCAAGCAUUUGUGAGAAAUGUUGUUAUCAAUUUAUUUGGUUGAGUUCUGUAUUCUUCAACUUAUAUCAGUUCAGUUGGUUAUCAUCUCAGGUACUUUUCAUACAGCGCUCUAGAGAUCGAAAGAGCAUCCCCUUGUGCCUUCACUGGAUAGAGAUUUGAACCCUGCUUGCCAUUUGUUUGAUAAUGCUAAUCCAUUUCGACCCUCCAAUCCAUCAGCAUGAACUGUUCCUUCUUCUCCAAGCUGUUUAUCAGCUGGCUAAAGAAGGUUGAAGCUCGGGGAAGAUAAUAGUCUUCCAGCAACCCGCUCCAUAAUAUUUUGGCUGCAUCAAGGGUUCAGGGAAAUGCAAGUUCAGUGUCAAAGCUUACAAAAUUUGAAUAUUGAUGUAGAAAAGGAGGGUUAGAUAGAGUUUCUUAGUUACCAUAAUCAUGAAGCUUGCUCUGAAGAGCUGCUGAGUGCUGAUGUAUCAUACCACAUUGUUACUUGUGUUCUCGCUUUCCACUAAAACAAAGAAAUAUAGCCAAAAUCACUCGUCACAAAAUUGUCUCAAGCAGAAAAUGAUCAUCAGAAGCAAGAAGCACAUCAUUGUCCUUGAUAAGCUCUAGGUCCACCAAGUCAUAUCUGUAACAUUGUAAUCUACGAGCAAGUACAGAAACAUAACUAGUGGUUCCAAGAUGCAUAGGACACGAGGCUCCAAAAUAAUGACCUUGUAAGUGAGACUGCCAUUUUACUCCGUCUCCCCCUUUAAGGAAUAGUUGCAAGGCUUUCGUUGUAUCACGAUUCGAGUACCACAAGCGUGCCUCUGGGAAAUCGGAACUCCUCUGUUGUUGGAAUAGUUGCAAGGCUCUCAUUUCAUCUCCAAGGAAGGUAUGUAGCUCGUCCUGUUUCGAUAUGCUCUGCCUGGGAUUCGCCCAUGGAUCCCAGUCUGGAAAUUUUACUAUGAAGUCUGUGUUAUGGUCCUGCAAAGACAUUUAUCAAGUCCGGGUAGGAUAAAGUAAUGUUAAAUAG